Messenger RNA from Aspergillus puulaauensis, 1242 nucleotides. Its product is annotated as aminotransferase class I/II-fold pyridoxal phosphate-dependent enzyme. The record is from RefSeq and is a predicted model, not a curated record. NCBI's taxonomy places the organism in Eukaryota, Fungi, Ascomycota, Eurotiomycetes, Eurotiales, Aspergillaceae. Gene Ontology annotation, molecular function: pyridoxal phosphate binding. Gene Ontology annotation, biological process: biosynthetic process. The transcript has 3 exons. The coding region runs from base 1 to 1242 and encodes 413 amino acids.
AUGGGUGCUUCCUCUCCAAAAUGCCUACGUGACUCCCUGCGUCAGGCACUGCGUCAACGGGAAAACAAGUUGUGCCGUCGAAAGCUCACGGUUCUCCCUCCGUCUUCCGUGGACUUCUCCUCAAACGAUUUCUUGUCAUUGUCAACAGCACCAGCCUUCCGAACACGGUUUCUAGAUCUUCUCCAACAGGCACCACCGUUGUACCCAUUUGCUAGUGGAGGAUCGCGGCUUCUAGAUGGAAACUCGACUUACACCGAGGAGCUGGAAGAUUUCAUCGCCGCUUUCCAUAACGCCCCAAGUGGACUUCUGUUCAAUUCUGGCUAUGAUGCAAAUGUCGGCGUUUUCUCAAGCAUACCUCAGCCGGGUGACCUGAUUGUGUACGAUGAGCUUAUCCAUGCGAGUGCGCAUGAAGGCAUGCGACUCUCGCGAGCACGGAAGCGCGUCAAGUUUGGUCACAGUUCUCCUGCUGACCUGGAAACAGUGCUUCAAGCGGAACUUAUGGUGGAUCCUCAGCUUCGUGAGGGCCACCAAAACGUCUUUGUUGCAAUUGAGUCUGUCUACAGCAUGGACGGCGAUGUUGCGCCUAUCCGUGAAUUCGUAAAGGUCGUGGAUCGGCUUCUCCCUAAUAAAAACGGAUACUUCAUUGUGGAUGAAGCCCACGCGACCGGUGUCUUUGGCCCACGCGGUUCUGGGGUUGUUCAGGAUUUGGGGCUAGAAGACCGCAUGUUCAUUCGGACACAUACGUUUGGCAAGGCUUUGGCAAGUCACGGAGCAAUCGUCCUCUGCUGCCCAGAUACUAGGGAUUAUCUGAUCAAUUACGCCCGGAGCUUGAUCUACACGACUGCCUUAGGGUUCCCCUUCCUUGCUUCCAUCCGUGCUGCCUAUGAGUUACUCGCUGAAGGAGAGACUGAACAGCUCCAGCGCAAACUUGGACGAUUAAUUGCGUAUUUCCGAACUCAAUUGGACAGUCUCGGCUCCUGGGGUUCGUCAGCAAUCGAAGUCGACCAUUUCUCUAAUUCACCAAUAUUUUCACUUCGCAGUCGGGUGCCUCGAGAGCUCGCCGGUGUUUGUCAGCGCGAGGGAUAUACCGUUCGUGCAAUCAUGUCGCCCACUGUUCCAGCAGGCAAAGAGCGUGUACGGGUAUGUCUGCAUGCAGGGAACACGGUGGAAGAAGUCGAUGGUCUUAUAGAGGUCAUUGAAUCUUGGCUACACCAAACGGAAAAGAAAACAGCUCGAUUAUAA